This is a messenger RNA of Serpula lacrymans var. lacrymans S7.9, 543 nucleotides long. RefSeq lists its product as uncharacterized. Bases 1 to 543 code for a protein of 180 amino acids. Lineage: Eukaryota; Fungi; Basidiomycota; Agaricomycetes; Boletales; Serpulaceae. The record is from RefSeq and is a predicted model, not a curated record. The transcript has 4 exons.
AUGGAGGCUGCAAGGUUGAAAAAGGAGGAGGAGGAAAAGGCCCAAAUGUCAGAGGCUAUGAAAAUGACAAGGGAGUGGAAGGUCCAGCCUGUCAAGUGCAGGCCCCCCACUACACAGAAAGAGAACAUUCCCCUCCUGGGGACAUCUCAAUUCAAGUCAGACAUGAAAGUCACUGCUGCAUCAUUUUGUCCAUUUAGACCACAUGUAAUUGCAGUUAUCCCAUCAGUUCCCUAUUGUCUUGCGAGUGAUAAGAUUGAUGGCUCCAUUGGUGAUAAUGCCUUGAGACACAUCUUUGGGACUUUUGGAGGAACAACCGUUAACUUUGACAUGAACCUGCGAGUCAAUGCUUCACCAGAGGGAAGCUUACAGACAGGUGGGGGUGAUGUACAAACAAGAAAACUCAGGUGUUUGAAGCUUGAAGAUGAGGUCUUCAAUGAAGAAGCUGGUAAGGCCCUCCUCAGAUAUGUCUUUGGGGGAGCAUUUUGUGAGGUCCUGGAUCCUCCUCAGCUCAUCCUCAAGUACCUUUCCUAUGCAACCAAAUGA